AUCCAACGUGAGCGUUUUCAUCGAGGCGAUAGUCUCACAGGGACACGUUUCUUUCUCAUCUUUGAAUCAUAACUACGAUGACUACGAGAUAUGCCAAGGAUCAGCCACACGGCUUCACUAACCGUAUCGAGAGGGUGGCUAUUGUCGGGGCCGGCGGUCAGAUAGGAAAGGUCCUAGCCGAACAUCUCCUAAAGAACGAAAAGCAUGUCGUGACGGUUAUUACACGACCUAGCAGCACAAAUAAGUUACCUGAGGGCCUUCAAGUCUCUCGAGUUGAUUACACUGGCGAAGAUGACACGGCGUUGGUCGAAGUGCUUCGGGGUCAGCAAGUCUUGAUCAUCUCCAUGUCCGUUCAUGCGCCGCGGGACAGUGUCAGCAAGCUCGUACACGCAGCCGCUAAAGCUGCCGUGCCAUACGUUAUGCCCAAUUGGUUCGGCCACGAUGCCAACAACGACGCCCUUUGCAACGAUAGUAUUCUAAGCUUGAUCCGCGACAAUAGUCUCUCCGAGAUCAAGAGCCUCGGAGUUAGUUCGUAUUUGUUACUCGUGUGUAACCUUUGGUACGAAUUCAGCCUAGGCGGGGGCCCAGAUCGAUUCGGUUUCGACUUCAACAAGCGUACCUUCGUCGAAUUCGGCGACGGAAAUAUAUCGAUCAACACGACAACUUGGUCACAGUGCGGGCGCGCCGUGGCAAGCCUCCUAAGCUUAAAAGAACUCCCCGAAGACGAAACAGACCAGUCGCCGACGUUGUCCCAGUUCCGAAACAACUGCAUUUACAUAUCAAGCUUCCGCCUCACGCAGCGUGAUAUGUUUAAGAGCGUGAAACGUACAACAAACACCACAGAUGCUGAUUGGACCAUUACUCGCGAGUCGGCCGAGCAGCGGUGGAGAGAGGGUCGUGAGGCUGUCAAACAAGGAGACUGGAAGCCCUUUGUUAAGGUUCUAUAUAGUCGCAUAUUUUUCCCUAACGGCGGUGGGGAUUAUCAGUCUAAGCGGGGUCUCGAUAAUACAAUUCUUAACUUGCCUGUGGAGGAUUUAGAUGAAGCCACAGCGAUUGGUAUCCAAAUGGGGAUGAGUGGCGAUGUGCCCUUCUCACAUUGAGAGAAGAGUCAUACCGUAUUUCGGGUUUCUACUAUCUAGACAUGUCGUUGCCAUUUAUAAGUACCUAGGUAUGUACCCGUUUUUACAUGUCGUUAUGACUGGUACAGUGUUAUUUGUACUAUCCAUAACCUAUUAAGGAGUAGUACUCGAGUUUCCGCAACACAUCAAAAAUGAAGCCAAAAAAUUGUGAUGAUGUUCAAAAUAAACUGCUGUCAACCAA
This is a messenger RNA of Hypoxylon trugodes, 1320 nucleotides long. RefSeq lists its product as uncharacterized. NCBI's taxonomy places the organism in Eukaryota, Fungi, Ascomycota, Sordariomycetes, Xylariales, Hypoxylaceae. The transcript has 3 exons. The record is from RefSeq and is a predicted model, not a curated record. The coding region runs from base 78 to 1100 and encodes 340 amino acids.